AUUGUUUUAGGGGCAUAGUGAACCUAACAGCCAUACAGAUUGAAGGACACAGAAAAGUCCACAAGAUGGCAGUGACGGCGCUCAACGCCAGACAUUUCGAAGCCGAAGAAGAACAGGAAGCAACAUCUCAUGACGUAGAAAUACAGCGCCACAGCUAGCUUCAUUAGCUUACGUUUCCUGAGGUUACUGACAGCUCCCCAGCUCAUUUUGGCGGGUGUCCUCUGUGGUUAGAUGGUUUAGUCCCCACCGACAGUCGGUAUGGCAGAGGAGGAGGGUUUAUCACCGACCCUUCUGACAGAGGGAAUGAGACACAGCGAUGGCGGCUUCGUAGCCCCCGACGGUUUAUGCUGGGUGUCGGUGCUGUCCUGUCUGCUGCUCGCCUGCUCGUAUGUUGGGAGUCUGUACGUGUGGAGGAGUGACCUGCCGAGGGAUCACCCUACUGUGAUUAAGAGACGCUUCACCAGUGUCCUGAUUGUGUCGGGCCUUUCACCUCUCUUUGUGUUGGCAUGGAGAGAAUUCACUGGUGUCAGGACUGACUCAUCGUUAUUCGCUCUCAUGGGGAUCCGGUUUGAAGGCCUCAUUCCUGCCAUCAUACUGCCUCUGGUGCUCACCAUGGUCCUGUUCUUGGGCCCCCUUAUGCAGUUGGCCAUGGAUUGUCCCUGGAGCUUCAUGGAUGGGAUCAGGGUAGCCAUUGACCCGUGCUUCUGGACGUUGUGUUUCAAUGACAUGCGCUGGUUGAGGAAUCAAGUGGUGGCACCAUUGACAGAGGAGCUGGUAUUCAGGGCCUGCAUGCUGCCCAUGUUGGUGCCGUGUGCUGGCCCUUCUCUGGCCAUCUUCACCUGUCCUCUCUUCUUUGGAGUAGCUCACUUCCACCAUGUGAUCGAGUUGCUGAGGUUCAGACAGGGAACGCUGUCAGGAAUCUUCCUCUCGGCAGGGUUCCAGUUUUCCUACACAGCGGUGUUUGGGGCCUACACUGCCUUUAUCUUCAUCAGAACAGGUCACCUGAUUGGCCCGGUCCUCUGCCAUUCCUUCUGCAACUACAUGGGUUUCCCGGCCGUCAGCACAGCCCUGGAGCACCCCCAACGCAUCAUCGUCCUCUCCUCCUACCUGCUGGGGGUCCUCCUCUUCUUUUUCUUCCUCUUCCCCUUCACUGACCCCUUCUACUAUGGCCUUCCAACACCAGUCUGCACCCUUACCUCCUACACCAGCUCCCUCUGCCUCUCCUGAUACUUGCCCCCCCCCGGCAAACACACAUACACACACGCACACUUGAUGAAACAGUCCAGUGUUUUUUGCCAAGUUAGCGAGCAGCUCCGGUCCUGUGGGGGCCGACAGCGCUAGCCAUCUGGGCAUAUUUGCCAUGGAGAGUUACCAGACCUUCUUUCUGAGCUCAUCAUCUGUGGCAGCUGUAUUUCUUGACUCUUCUCCCUGGUGACUUUCUGCAGUAAAGACGUCGGGAGACAUUAUGGGUUUGGGUUGCAAGAUUCCCUGUAGACAUGUGAAAGCAUUUGCUAACUUUGCAACAUUACGACUACUGACAACCCAUAAUUCAACGCUAUAAAGACUGUAGUUACACUGGUACUCACCUUUUUGUUAAGCCAAAUCUAAUGAAAAUUGACAAUUGGACGUGACCUUGGAAUUGGCAUUAAUGUGCUUUGGGUGAUGAUAUUACAAUCCGACAGAGCCUGACCACAUAACCCCUAACCCGGGAUCUGAUUGGCCGAACCUUGAACGAGUGUAAAUGCAAGUAUGUCAUAUAUCCACCUAUUACAACUGCUUGAGUGUAAAUGCAUAUUAAGUGUCGUGGUUCCAUCCAAUUGAGGUAGCAGCAAGGCAGCUAACUACUGGUGAUGGUGUUUAAGAUUUCAAUUUCCCUGUCAUUCUCCUUUCAGAAGAGGGUUUGCUCCCUGUCCCCUUCACUUUCUGAAACGUUCAAUGUUCAAGCUUCUCACCAAUCAACUAAUCUUUUUUUUUCUGUAGUGUUUCCUGCCACUCUCUUAACCUCAGUCAUGUAGAGACAUUUGCAAGAUGAUCAGGAUGGAACACUUACCUUCAUUGCUGUGAGAAGAAAACCCUUUUUAUAUUGUUCCCAAACAAUAUACUCAAUAGCCAAUAAUCACACAAUAUGCAGAGAGCAGCAUCGACAGAGACUGCAGAGACUAUUUUUGCUAAGCAUUUAGCAGCUCCCUUUUUUUACUAUACAACACUUGCAGGAAUAAUCAUUUGAAAUGUGCAUUUUCAGAACUUGUGAAUAUGAAUUGUUGGUCAGCUGGUGAAACUGAACUCCACAGAUGUUUCUACUGAACACUAUAUUUUGUAACCAGAUCUAUUUUGGUGACAGAGUGUACAGAUAUUUGCAUGUAUUUUACACUCACUGUGUCACACAAUCUGAGUUAGAGAACCAUGUUUUAGUAUGACAAUCUUUUACAGGAACUUUGGAAUUCGUGCAAAAUAUCUAUUUGUAAAUAAAUAACGUAAUUUUA
This is a messenger RNA of Platichthys flesus (European flounder), 2483 nucleotides long. It is a transcript of the gene rce1a, whose product is annotated as Ras converting CAAX endopeptidase 1a. The record is from RefSeq and is a predicted model, not a curated record. The transcript is spliced from 9 exons. The coding region runs from base 259 to 1227 and encodes 322 amino acids. Lineage: Eukaryota; Metazoa; Chordata; Actinopteri; Pleuronectiformes; Pleuronectidae. Gene Ontology annotation, cellular component: endoplasmic reticulum membrane. Gene Ontology annotation, molecular function: metalloendopeptidase activity; amino acid:sodium symporter activity. Gene Ontology annotation, biological process: sodium ion transport; CAAX-box protein processing; amino acid transport.